GACGUUCCUUUCCCUCCCACACCUUUUUCGCAGGUUUCUGGUUCGAGAGGACCUUACAAACCCCAACCUCAAGCAGACGCACUGCGCACAGGCUUCGUUGCAAAGUAUAGUUUGCAGCUUAUAUUCUUGGUCAAGCACGAGGUAUCGACACCCCACCAGGCAAGCAACCCUGGCUGAAGAGUCGCUUUGAACCGCUGUUUCUCUUAACCCCUACAGAUCCUGUCUCGCACCUUCAUAAAUCCACGGCCGGUGGCUUUUUAUCAAAAGACGGAUUCAUCGAUACGGGCGGCUCGGACACCUCAAGUCGAGUACAUCUCAGAGGAAAAAGUCACGGACAUGGUGCUCGCGGUCGUGACCAUGAAAACGUGGAAGGAUAUGCUCAAGAAAUGGAACCAGGGGUUCGUGUAUUGGGUAACUGCUGUCCUCAUCCCCAUCCUGCCGACAUUCUUCGAGGCGCCCUACAGUCGCUUCUUGUCUCUGAUCUUGGGCACCAAUUGCCUUGCUUGCGGCGCAAAAGCCCAGGUCUUUCAUGUGCCGCUUGGGAGCACUUUGAUCUACUGGGCGUUGAACGAACCCAUUACUCUGGAGCUAUGGUUGGACGUCAUGAGAGUCCGUGUCGACAACGAUGUCAACGAGCGAACUGGACGACCACCAAGAUUUUCCCGCACGUUGUUUGCUGAGGUCAAGCAGCAUCGGCGUUUUCAUUCGGACGCAAUGUGGAGAUUGCUGGAUACAGGGGACAGGCUCGCGGCGGACAAUGACGAGAAUAUCUACAAGGCUGGCUUGGGAACAGUGAAAUCUACGCUCCGCCUAGCGCAAUACUGGCAAUGAUACGCGCGAUAUCCAUCCAGGGCAGAGUGAAGGUUUACGUUCUCGCUGUUGUCACCGCGCGCCGGCCCAUUACACGACGAUGGACGGGAUACUCCUGGGCACGCGACCCAGACGCCGAAGAGUAUCAGAGAGGCACUUGCGACCUGACCAUCGUAUUGUGCGGAGCCACGCGAACAUCGUCUCGAGCGGAGGAAUACUGUUAGAAGAGGAAGAAGCAGUGUAGCCGACGAUGUAUCAGUUACCGUUCAUAGUCAUUAGAUAGUGUUAGUCAGCUUAGUCUUGUACCCAUCUCUUGGAGAACUUGCCCCUUUUCUGGCCCGCAACUCUUCUCAAUUUUCGGCCAUUUGUCAACCCCCAAUACUUCUCCACAGCCAGCAGCUG
Molecule: messenger RNA, 1212 nt
Organism: Fimicolochytrium jonesii
Lineage: Eukaryota; Fungi; Chytridiomycota; Chytridiomycetes; Spizellomycetales; Powellomycetaceae
Exons: 4
Coding region: 337-831 (164 amino acids)
Source: RefSeq, a predicted model, not a curated record